CCCCAAAAAAAUAUAUAAGGGAAAUAACUCAUUUGUUUUUGUUUUUAGAUCUAUGCAAUUUUCAUUGUCAUAAUAUGGAUAUUUGCAAUGUUGAACUGUGUAUUAAUAAACGUGAUGGUUCAAAACAGGUAUUUUCACAACCAGCAGGUAAACAUCCGAUAAAAUCAGACUUUAAAACUUUGGUGAAUUCUUUGGAAAAGUUACAAAAGGAGGCCAAUGCUCAUCUGACGGUGAUGGUGGAAAAAGAAAAAAGUUUGAUUUCAAUUUCAACUAACAACUGCUCGAAAAAUACAUCUGGAGAGAUGGAGAGUGAUGAUGACACUGAAGAAGAUGAAGAUGAUGAAACUAAUGGUGAACCUAUAGAGAAGAAAAUAAAGAGAUGACAAGAAACCCUCAAAACAUCACAGAAAUAGACAUAUAUUAUUAUUUUAAAUCUACAACUGGCAACAGAAUGGAGAGUUUUGUCAUUACAGCAACAAUUAUGUUCUUCGUGGCAGUACUUGGUACAGUAAACUGAAUAUUGUAGGUAGCAAUAUAAUUCUUACCAGUAUUUGCAAGGAAAGAUUAAAAGGAAGUUUUCAUUUAUAACACCAAAAAAGAUCAUAAUUCAACACAAUUGUAUAUGAUAUUAUGUAGUUACAGUCUGUAAGUAUUUAUAUCAAUUGACAAAGCAAUCCAAUUCUGAAUUAUCCAAGAUUUCGACUGUAUUUAUACAUUGUAAAGCAUACAAAUUUAUUAAAAACAUUACACAACAAUAUAAAAGAUCAUCUUUUUAAACACCAAAAAGAAAAAAAAUGUUAAGUUGUUUUUUGACAGCCACUAGUAAAAGCUAUCCAUGUUUGGGUUAGUUUCACACUUUACAAAUUAAUCUCGAGCACUGCAGAAAUGACAACAUCAAUGUGUUCACUUAAUAUUAACUACAACUCAUGGAUUAAUAGUUUUCCUUGUUCAGAAUGCAAAAUCUUGAAUGAAAUAUUAUCCUGUAUCAUGUAUUUAUUGCAUUCUUUUGUAAUGGAACAGGUUGUCACAACCAGGCGUGACUGAGGGUGACUCAAUUACUACUUUUUAAUAAAAAUGACAACAAACAAAACAGCUUAAAUUAUAUAUAUAUAUUCACAAAGAAAAUAAAUCUUUGACAAAA
Molecule: messenger RNA, 1141 nt
Organism: Gigantopelta aegis
Lineage: Eukaryota; Metazoa; Mollusca; Gastropoda; Neomphalida; Peltospiridae
Exons: 2
Coding region: 75-383 (102 amino acids)
Source: RefSeq, a predicted model, not a curated record